CUCCCUAUGAUAUAGGGUUCGCGGGUUCCUUUGGUCUUAGUAUAUAAUUCAUCAUAGGUUGGGUGUCUAGUAGUUUUACGGACUUUCUUUUGGACCCUUGAGCUCUUCGGGCUUCCUGCAUUGAGCAGCGGACCGAGCCCUGGUAUCUGCUUCAACCCGUCUCUUCUGUUUAUGGUCAUUUCGUCUUGCCCUGCCUAAUUACUUGGAACCCUAACACGCUUGCCCCACUAAGUCAAUUGAGCGACUGAGUCUCAUUCUAUCUCUUGAAUUCUAUAGCUUACACUUUACGACCAUGCCUACAACUCUCACAGAAUUUGAGGGCGUUUGGCCUCGUCUGUGCCAGGAUAUUGUCGGCUCUACCAAGCAGUAUGGCCUUCCUAAGCAGGCAGUGGACUGGUUCGAGAAGCAACUCAACUACAACACCGUAGGCGGCAAAUGCAAUCGUGGCAUGUCCGUUGUUGAUACCUCCUCCCUUCUACUCGGCAAAACCCUCAACGAGGAAGAAUACUUUAGGUCUGCAGCUUUGGGAUGGAUGAUAGAGCUUCUUCAGGCUUUCUUCCUCGUAUCUGACGAUAUAAUGGACGCAUCUAAGACUCGCCGUGGUCAGCCUUGCUGGUAUCUAUGCCCGGGCGUAGGGAUGAUUGCCAUCAAUGAUGCAUUCAUGCUCGAGGCUUCCAUCUAUGUUCUCCUCAAAAAACACUUCAAACAAGAGCAAUCGUAUGUUGACCUCAUGGAGCUAUUCCACGAAGUCACCUUCCAGACAGAGCUCGGACAGCAGUGUGAUCUCCUUACUGCCCCGGAAGACGACGUCAAUCUUAACAACUUCAGCCUGGAGAAGUUCUCCUUCAUUGUCAUCUUUAAGACAGCUUACUACAGCUUCUAUCUUCCUGUGGCGCUCUCUCUAUAUUUCUGCGGGUUCGCCACAGUAAAGAACCUGAAACAAGCACAUGACAUCCUCAUCCCGAUGGGCGAAUACUUCCAAGCCCAGGACGAUUAUCUGGAUGCCUUUGCCGACCCUGAAGUCCUUGGCAAGAUCGGCACGGAUAUUCAGGACAACAAGUGUUCUUGGCUGGUGAAUCAAGCCCUGAAGCUUGCGUCCCCGGAGCAGAGAAAACUUCUUGAGGAUCACUAUGGUCGCAAAGACGAUGCCGCAGAAGCCAAAGUCAAGGCAUUAUACGCAGAAUUGAAGCUUGAGCAGGUAUAUCACGAGUUCGAAGAAGACCGCGUUACUGAGCUGCGUAAGAAGAUCGACAGCCUGGACGAGUCAGAAGGCUUGAAGAAGGGGGUGUUCGAAGAGUUUUUGCGAAAAAUUUACAAGCGCAGCAAGUAAGAUGCAUCGUCAUCUCUGUGUCACGAAGAGUCGUCUGUCCCAUCAUAUACGUACCAGCAGUAUAUAGCGAGGCACGCUCACGGCGGAUGCAUUCACCGACUCAGGUCUUCUUUGUCAAUCGGGAAUGCUGAUAAACUUGCUCGAUUGUGAAGAACAUCCAGGCUACAAAAAUAGAUAUUUAGCAUUAGUAUGAGGCUGAUUCCAUUCAAUUAUAUCUGCAUCCGUCAUAGUAGUCAAUGAGGAUCUAGCAAAUACCCAUAUCCUAAGUCUGAGC
Pseudovirgaria hyperparasitica is the source of this 1604-nucleotide messenger RNA. Its product is annotated as farnesyl pyrophosphate synthetase. The record is from RefSeq and is a predicted model, not a curated record. The transcript has 2 exons. Gene Ontology annotation, cellular component: cytoplasm. Gene Ontology annotation, biological process: trans, trans-farnesyl diphosphate biosynthetic process. NCBI's taxonomy places the organism in Eukaryota, Fungi, Ascomycota, Dothideomycetes, Acrospermales, Acrospermaceae. Gene Ontology annotation, molecular function: dimethylallyltranstransferase activity; (2E,6E)-farnesyl diphosphate synthase activity. Bases 293 to 1330 code for a protein of 345 amino acids.